AUGUUUAACUCGGUCAACCUGGGCAACUUCUGCUCGCCGUCGCGCAAGGAGAGGGGCGCUGAUUUCGGCGAGCGAGGCAGCUGCGCCUCCAACCUCUAUCUCCCCAGUUGCACUUACUACGUGCCCGAGUUCUCCACGGUCUCCUCCUUCCUGCCCCAGGCCCCCUCUCGUCAGAUCUCCUAUCCCUACUCGGCCCAAGUGCCCCCGGUCCGGGAGGUCUCCUACGGCCUGGAGCCAUCCGGCAAGUGGCACCACCGGAACAGCUACUCCUCCUGCUAUGCGGCGGCCGACGAGCUCAUGCACCGGGAGUGCCUGCCUCCUUCCACCGUCACCGAGAUCCUCAUGAAAAACGAAGGCUCCUACGGCGGCCACCACCACCCCAGCGCCCCGCACGCAGCCCCCGCCGGCUUCUACUCCUCAGUCAACAAGAACAGCGUCCUGCCUCAAGCCUUCGACCGCUUCUUCGACAACGCCUACUGCGGCGGCGGCGACGCGCCAGCCGAGCCCCCCUGCCCGGGCAAGGGCGAGGCCAAGGGGGAGCCCGAGGCGCCCCCGGCCUCGGGACUGGCGUCCCGGGCUGAGGCGGGUGCGGAGGCCGAGGCCGAGGAGGAAAACACGAAUCCCAGCUCGUCCGGUUCAGCCCACUCGGCGGCCAAGGAGCCGGCCAAGGGAGCCGCCCCCAACGCCCCCCGCACCCGCAAGAAGCGCUGCCCUUAUUCGAAAUUCCAGAUCCGGGAACUGGAGCGCGAGUUUUUCUUCAACGUGUACAUCAACAAAGAGAAGCGGCUGCAGCUGUCCCGGAUGCUGAACCUGACGGACCGACAAGUGAAAAUUUGGUUUCAGAACAGAAGGAUGAAAGAAAAAAAACUAAGCAGAGACCGGCUGCAGUAUUUCUCGGGAAAUCCUCUGCUGUAACCGCAGAC
Molecule: messenger RNA, 923 nt
Organism: Diceros bicornis minor
Lineage: Eukaryota; Metazoa; Chordata; Mammalia; Perissodactyla; Rhinocerotidae
Gene: HOXC11
Product: homeobox C11
Exons: 2
Coding region: 1-915 (304 amino acids)
Biological process (GO): regulation of transcription by RNA polymerase II; anatomical structure development
Cellular component (GO): nucleus
Molecular function (GO): RNA polymerase II cis-regulatory region sequence-specific DNA binding; DNA-binding transcription factor activity, RNA polymerase II-specific
Source: RefSeq, a predicted model, not a curated record